Molecule: messenger RNA, 270 nt
Organism: Spirometra erinaceieuropaei
Lineage: Eukaryota; Metazoa; Platyhelminthes; Cestoda; Diphyllobothriidea; Diphyllobothriidae
Source: the annotation of a GenBank genome assembly
AUGGGUCUAUUCGGCCACAUGCGCAUUCACGAGAGAGGAACUGACCUCAAUACCGACUCACCCAUCAUGCCAAACCCCGCGACCACUUCAUCACCCUGCGCCUACACCGCCCUUCCCGCAACUGACACCGGCACCACCGAAUUCACCUGCCCACGCUAUCCACAAUGCAUCGCACAGAGACUGGCGAAUCAGUGCCUGGGGCACCAACCUAUUCCCACCUCACUCGACUCCACUGCCCACACUGCCCUCGCAUCUUCAGGCAUCGCAUAG